Lates calcarifer (barramundi perch) is the source of this 5656-nucleotide messenger RNA. RefSeq names its product protein Tob2. Gene Ontology annotation, biological process: regulation of gene expression. The transcript is spliced from 2 exons. Gene Ontology annotation, cellular component: nucleus; cytoplasm. Lineage: Eukaryota; Metazoa; Chordata; Actinopteri; Centropomidae. Gene Ontology annotation, molecular function: transcription corepressor activity. The record is from RefSeq and is a predicted model, not a curated record. Bases 598 to 1809 code for a protein of 403 amino acids.
CUCGUCAAAGAAUGUGUACAUCCCAUAGUAAACAGAUGCCUACAGAAAUUCCGGGGUUUAUCAAACUGAACAUUAUCUGAUCAGACUCAUUGCCCAAUACGGGACCAGAUUCAUGCUGCUGUGCAUCAGUCCCGGCUUCAGAAGUGAACUGUCACAGAGACAAGUCUGUAACCUUGUGAUCACCUUGCAAACAUCAUGACGCUGAGGUCCAUUUAAAGACACUGUACAGCUGUGAUGUUGAGUGAAUUAGACACUGUUAUUAACAAUAACAUGGUUGUAAGUUGGUUGUCGACAGGUGGGACGUGGUUUAAAACCGUUUCAACGCAUCGCUGCCCGGAGUCAAACGGGGACACUGUGACCUGACUGACAGCGGCUCGUUGGGACCUGAAAACAUUGUUAUACAUUUGUGACCGCGAAGAAACAGCCUGCAACCUGCUGCCCCCGCCCUCAAGGUGCCUUUAUCAUGGUGACACUAAAAGAAUCAUACAUUUUACAAUAAGCCAGAGGAAAAACUCUUUGUUACAGUUGCAUUGCCUCACUUUCAGCACAAACGUAUUAAACAAUUUGCUCCCAAGACGGCGUUAACCCAGCGCAGCCAUGCAUCUAGAAGUGAAGGUUGCCCUCAACUUCAUCGUGUCCUAUCUGUACAACAAGCUGCCUCGCCGUCGAGCUGACCUGUUCGGCGAGGAGCUGGAGAGGAUACUGGUGUCUCGUUUCGAGGGCCACUGGUACCCCGAAGCCCCUCUCCGGGGUUCUGCCUUCCGCUGCAUUCACCUGGGAGCGCCGAGGGACCCCGUGGUGGAGUUGGCCGCCAAGAGAAGUGGGCUGGACACGGAGGAAGUGCGUGCAAAUGUUCCCGCAGAGCUCAGUGUGUGGAUCGACCCUUACGAGGUGUCCUACCAGAUUGGAGAGAAGGGGGCAGUGAAGGUGCUCUACCUGGAGGACCCACCAGGCCUCGGCUGCGACAGCGAGAGGGCCGAGGGGGUGAUCAGAGAGGGUAAAGGAGAUGCAGAGGCGGAGGAGGCCAAGAAUCUGGGCUUCAACCCAGACGCUCAGGUGUUCGUGCCAAUUGGAAGCCAGGCGUCUCCUGCCCUCAUGCCGUCGCACUCCAGCUCUCCCACACCCCUGUCUGCCCAGUCCUGCCCCGGGCUCUUCAGCUACCCGAGCUCCAGCACACCCACCGACCCCGCCGCCCACUCCUCCAACACCUCCACCCCUUCCCCUCCCAGCGGCGGGCUGCCCUACCUCGCCACUCAGCAGCCGCCCUCCGCCCUCCCCGCCGCCCGCCCUCAACCCAUCACCUUCACCACCGCCAGCUUUGCCGCCACUAAAUUCGGCUCGACCAAGAUGAAGAAGUGCAGCGGGGCCGGGUCGCCAGCCAGCUCUGGAGUUGUCGUGCCACCCGCCCAGAGAAUGCUCUCCCGUUCUCCCACCACCAUCGCGACACCAGAGCUGCUCAAGCACAAGCCGCUGUCUCUCUCCUUGCACUCCCUCGGAGGCCCCAUCCCCAGCCAGCUCUCCCCCAACGCCAAAGAGUUUGUCUACCCAGGAUCCCCAGGCCCCCUUUACUUCGAUGCCGACACCCAGCCCAUGCAACCCCGCGCCAGCCCUUUCCAGCCCCCCCACACUGUCAACACCCAUCCGUCCUUUGACCCCUUCUCCAGCCCUCCUCCUGCCCAGAGCGUGGGCAUCAUCGGCAGCAACGGAGGAAUCUCUUACAUGGAGAAGCCGCCAUUUGUCGAGGGUUUAGGAAGCUACAACCUGCAAUAUCCCAGCCAGUCCUUCCAGCCUGUUGUGCUGGCCAACUAAGCCUUCAUUUGUAACCAGAAGAGUUGUCGUAGGAGGCGUUGGGUGUUAGGACAGUGAUGCUCCUGAUAUUUUCAGUUUUUCUAAGAAGUUGUUCUAAUACUAAUACAAGUUAAGAGUUAGUUUUACUACAAAGAUUUACAAUAUCACAUUCACUGAAUAUUUCAUGUGAUUUGUUUUGUUCCUCCAUAACCCCCAAACCCCACCCUGCCCCCUUUUGUCCAUUGCUGUUACUCGUCACGUUCUGUGUGUUGGCUUUGAUGACAGGAGUGGGUGGGGUGUUGAGUUCCUUUCUACCUUGAGUCCUUGCCAAUCUCUUAUGUUUAUUGUUUUGCAUCGAAUGUUAAUGUGAGAGACUUCUUUUUGUUUUUUUUCGACUUGUAGUCUAAUGGACCCGGCUCUAGUAUAGCUCCAUUUUGCACUGCACUGUCAUGCUGUGAAAAAGGACCUCGCCAAGUCCUGCAGGGAACGACGGCUGUGGAAAGCUCAGCACUUUGCUCUGCAAUCUGCUCUGCCCUACUUGCCACAAAUACAGAGAAGGGGGGCUCUGCUGUCUCUGUGCGUGUAGUCCUGUUCUGUUUUGUUGUGGCUCAGCGUGAUCGAGAGACUCAUUGUUUGUACAUCGGGCCCGUUACCCUUGAAACGCACUCAUGCACAGGCACAAUUUGACUCUGUUGUUGUCAGUGGGCGCAUAUUGAAAGCAGUUUAUCGUCAGCUGGAAUGUGCACAUGACAUGGGUUUCAAAUGAAGUCGGAGCGGUGGAGGGAGCAGAGAGGGAGCGUCGGGGUGUUUAGGGAGUGAUGUAGUGGAAUGUAUUGUACCUGUCAGGGGAAGCUGCAGCUGGGAAGGUCAGGGAAACCUUGGUGAAUGUGAUAGGCAAAUGCAUCUUUGUGUUUUAAGACAAUAACCAUGUGCUGAUACCUCAGUUCUAUACACACAGGGAUGCAAGUUAUGGUUUCGCACAUGUAUUCAAACUGGCACGCACAUACACAGAAAUACGUGCACGUACAACACAAUUCCAGUCAGCGGUGUGUGAAGGUGAACAGGCGGAGAAGGAGGUGAGGGGGAGGGGAUGCAGCCGCUAAGCAGUAGGGAUUGUGAUAAAUGGCUUAACAUGACUUUGACUAUGAAGGAGAGGUUUUCCUCUGCAUGAGAGGGAGAGGGAGAGGGGGAGACAGAAGGAAUUGAAAGAGAGAGAAGAAGCAGCAGCAGCAGCAGCAGCAGCAGCAGCAGCAGCUAGAGGGUUCUGUUGCCUUGGUGGCGUCCAGAGCGUAUUGGCUUAGAGAGCGACACUUUAAUACCCAGAGCACGUUUCUGGUGAGCUUAAAUGGUAUUGAAGCCAAAAGCUCACACUAUUCUCUCCCUCCUCUUGAAAUUCUUCAACGAUAUCUGCUUCUGUGGCUGCUACAAAGAAAAACCAGAAUCAUAGAGAUCAGGUUGCUCUGUCUCUAUUCCCAGUUGCGGUCAUGUGGACAAAGAUACAAAGACGAAUGUUCUUUAUUGAUGUGUGGCUUUUGUCACUUUAUUGCAUAGCCUGUCAGAUCUCUGAAAGUCUGUUGUUUGAAACGUCUGUUUACCAGUCGGGUCCAUGUGAUUGUUGGUUAGUCGCCACAGGGAAGGGUAAACCCCCACCCCCCACACCCAACUUGUCCAUUUGAACUGUCCAGCACUUUAUUACUGGGCUCCUGAUGCUGUGUGUUGUGCACAGACAUGAGCGCUUAAAACCAUUCCUUUGCCCUCUGUUUGGUUAAGGCACAUUUUGAUUCUGCUGUCAUGAAAUGCUUUAGAGAUUCAAACACAAGCUAAAUUUGUAUGGAACCGCGUCUCGCGGGUGUGGAAGAUGCCGUCAGUCAUGUCCGUUUAUUCGAAUGUUUUCCAGACUUUUACCCAUAAAUGUUUUUGUAUAAGAUGACCCGAGGACCCUUGACUUGUGCCCACGCUGGUAUUGCGAUGUGACAGCUUGUCAUAUGCAUGCAAGUUUUAUUUCUUUUUCUUUUUUUUCUAAGGGAAUAGGUGGGGGAUACACGUCUCUGUAAAUGCUAUGAUUGUGAGGGAAAGAUGCAUUUCUAAUUUUUGUUUUGUAAUUUAUUUCCAAUAUUUCUAUAUUUUUGUUUUUUGCAAAUUAUCACUUAACAUUUGUAUGAGAAAGACAUGACUGGAGUCCAGGAAUAUGUAUAUAUAAAAAGUUCUUAUGUUCAGAUUCUUUGUUUAGUUUCUUACAUGCUGAGGUUAUUUUUUCAGAAAAUAACAUGAAUAUAUGCAAACUGAGACAAAAAUAAAGAUGUACAGAAUAAAGUAUUGAAUGUGUAUUGUAUCUUGUACAGCAUUUGUCUAAUAAGACGGGUAAAUGUAUUCAUUCUUCAAGUUGGGUUUGGAGUUCAAGACGUGAAUGUUUACAGUGGGUUUGUGUAGGAAAAGAUGGCUGAUUAUCACUUUUUCUGUGCUCCCAGGGCAGUCUGACAACACUACUCCCAUAAGGCAGUACAUUUAAACCAAAAAUCUCCACGUUUUACAUUCAUUUUUGAGUGCAAUGUCCACCCUCCGUCUUUAUGUGAAUUUCAUGUGGUUACCCUUGGUGUUUCUUUUCUAGAAAAACUGUCUUUGAUUUUUUUUUUCUCUCUCUCUCCCCCUCCCUUUUUCCUUUCUUUAAACGGCUUCACAUCAGCAUUACUCACCAACAGUAUUUUCAUCUGUAUGCCACUACAGUAUCUAAACCCACAUAUACCUGCCCUCCUUAUAUAUUUCCCAUCAAAUUUUACUUUAUCUCACCUGCACUGUUUUGUUUUUGUUUUUUUUUUUAAUCACUGGGUCAUCUUCUCCCCAUCAGCCUGGAUCCUUUGGUCCUGAUACUAUAGCCAUAUCCCAGACUGUCUUUGCUUACACAGAUGCUCACCCUUCUCCAGUGCAAUGUAACGCCAUAGUUUAAAUUACCCUGAAGGAUUCAAGGGGUUUCUACCUCUCUGCACCCUGGAAAAAAAAGUAGAUAUAUAUCUCUUCUUCAAUAGGAAGACAGUGUUAACGGCAGGUUUGGAACGAUGAAGGAAAUGAAUGUGCUGUGAAUGUGAUUCUGAUCUGAUGUUAGUCGAACCCUGGUUGAGAGGGCCUGCAGAAAAUAAAACAGAAGAAACAGCAAAUUUUAUUGUGUUUAAAAGUCUUGGAGAGAUUUUUAGUCACAUGCAUGUCUGAAUUUUUUUUUCCCCUCCCCACAUUUGUCAGAUUAUUCAAAAUGCAGAACGAGGUUGUGUUGUUAAAUUUCUUCUGCGUGCAAAUCUGGCUUGUGAGGAGAGAGAUCUGAGGAUGUGAGCGAUGAUCGUAAAAGCUGGUUUUACCCUCACAUCUUUAAGAAUGAAUGCUCGGUUUGUGUUUUGCACUUGGAAAGAGAUUAGACAGUGUUUUAAACGCACCACAGAUCAACUCUAAAUGCAGGCUGUUCUUCAAUCAGGGUUGAACAUUAAUGGAGAGGAACAACAAGAAUUUUGUAUUCUGAUGUCCUUUGCUUAUAUCAAUAUGUGCAUUUUAUUUUGCACUUUGGAAUAUUUCAUUGUCAUAAAAGAAGUUUAUUUUCUAUGUAAAAUUUAACAUUUAAGAGUAAAUAGAUAUAAUUAAAAGUUCAGAUGAUGUAUAAAUAUAGUGCUUUCUUUCCUGCCUGUAUUUUAUUAUUUUUCCUAUUUUGUAUCUGAUCUGUACACCCUGUAGAUGUAUAAUGAAUCUUUCACUACUGAAAUGCAAUGACCUGUUUUCUGUGCUGCCCCUUGGGAAUGGGGAGUUACUACUGCAGUUUCUUAUUGUAUCAGAUUCUUUUUUAAGUUUGUAAUAAAAACAGAUUGGCAAAAAUGAGCAUGGAAAAUAA